AUGGCUCACUUUGAAGAUCUGCGCAAAGCUGCAUUCAACGCCGAGAAUGACCUGAACUCCUAUGAAGCCAAGCAGGGCCUUGGCAAGAAAAGUGACUCAACUCUCGAGUCUGGUGUCAAUGAGAUGGUCGAGAAGAAGUUCGAAGAGCCCACUAGCGUCAAGUAUGGCCCUGGCUCCACUGCCUCGGGCAGUGACCACCGCAAGAUCCCCGAGGAUGAAGGUGGUACUCGUGAUGACCGUGGCCGUCUCCCUUCAGCGAAGCACUUCCAAGGCACGGGUGGCCCCGAGGAUGAUACCAAGAUCGCUUUCGAGCAGCGCGGAGGUGACCAGGAGGUUCCCACUCUGCAGGACUUGAAGCGCCGGGGUCUCGCCAACUAA
Messenger RNA from Penicillium maclennaniae, 378 nucleotides. RefSeq lists its product as uncharacterized. Lineage: Eukaryota; Fungi; Ascomycota; Eurotiomycetes; Eurotiales; Aspergillaceae. The transcript has 3 exons. Bases 1 to 378 code for a protein of 125 amino acids. The record is from RefSeq and is a predicted model, not a curated record.